GGAGAAUGAGCAGCUUCUCUCCAAAUGUUUCUACAUGAAGGUGGAAAACGUCUGUAAAUCGACCUGAAAUGAGUUCAGCAGGGAGAAAAAUGGUGACACCUAAAGAGGUUCUCUUGGGAACUUUGGAGGAUCUGGGAGAAGAGGACUUCAAAAAAUUCAAGUGGUACCUGCGGGAGCAGGGGGUCCUGCAAGGCUUCCAGGCAAUCCGAGAGAGUCGACUAGAAAAUGCAGACCGGAUGAACACAGUGGACCAGAUGUUCCAGGCCUACUGUAUUAACACUAUUAAGGUGGUCAGAAUGGUUUUAGGGAAGAUGAAAAAGAAUGACCUGGUAGAGAAUUUAUCAAAGUCCACCACAGAAGCUGCAGCGAUUCUUGCUGAGUGUCAGCAUAAACUCAAAUCCAACCUGAAGAAGAGGUUUGAAAGUGUGUUUGAGAAAAUUACAAAAGCAGGAAAUUCUAAUUCUCUACAUGAGAUCUACACAGAGCUCUACAUCAUGAUGGAAGAAACAGGAGAGGUCAACAAGGAACAUGAGAUCAGGCAGAUUGAAAAAGCAUCCUGGCAACCUGGAACUCUAAAAGCAGCCAUCAUAUGUGAAAACAUCUUUAAAGCCUCACCUGGGGGAGAUGAACCAAUCAGAACAGUGAUGACAAAGGGAGUGGCUGGUAUUGGGAAAACAGUCUUAACACAGAAGUUCACUCUGGACUGGGCUGAAGACAAAGCCAACCAGGACAUACAGUUCACAUUUCCAUUCACCUUCAGAGAGCUGAAUGUGCUGAAAGAGAAAAAGUUCAGCUUGGUGGAACUUGUUCAUCACUUCUUUACUGAAACCAAAGAAGCAGGAAUCUCCAGGUUUGAUCAGUUCCAGGUUGUGUUCAUCUUUGACGGUCUGGAUGAGUGUCGACUUCCUCUGGACUUCCACAACACUGAGAUCCUGACUGAUGUUACAGAGUCCACCUCAGUGGACGUGCUGCUGACAAACCUCAUCAGGGGGAAACUGCUUCCCUCUGCUCGCCUCUGGAUAACCACACGACCUGCAGCAGCCAAUCAGAUCCCUCCUGAGUGUGUUGACAUGGUGACAGAGGUCAGAGGGUUCACUGACCCACAGAAGGAGGAGUACUUCAGGAAGAAGUUCACAGAUAAGGAACAAGCCAGCAGGAUCAUCUCCCACAUCAAGACAUCACGAAGCCUCCACAUCAUGUGCCACAUCCCAGUCUUCUGCUGGAUCACUGCUACAGUUCUGAAGGAUGUGUUGAAAACCAGAGAGGGAGGAGAGCUGCCCAAGACCCUGACUGAGAUGUACAUCCACUUCCUGGUGGUUCAGUCCAAACUGAAGAACAUCAAGUAUCAUGGAAGAUCUGAGAGAGAUCCACACUGGAGUCCAGAGAGCAGGACAAUGAUUGAGUCUCUGGGAAAACUGGCUUUUGAGCAGCUGCAGAAAGGAAACCUGAUCUUCUAUGAAUCAGACCUGACAGAGUGUGGCAUCGAUAUCACAGCAGCCUCAGUGUACUCAGGAGUGUUCACAGAAGCUUUUAAAGAGGUGAGAGGGCUGUACCAGGACAAGGUGUUCUGCUUUGUCCAUCUGAGUGUUCAGGAGUUUCUGGCUGCUCUUCAUGUCCAUCUGACCUUCAUCAACUCUGGAGUCAAUCUGCUGUCAGAAGCAACAUGGUGGUCUGAACUAUUUAGAGACAAAUCCAAAUUCUCACGUCUUUAUCAGAUUGCUUUGGACAAGGCCUUAGAAAGUCCAAAUGGACACCUGGACUUGUUCCUUCGCUUCCUCCUGGGUCUUUCAAUAGAGUCCAAUCAGACUCUUCUACGAGGUCUGCUGACACAGACAAGAAGUUGCUCAGACACCAAUCAGAAAACAGUCCAGUACAUCAAGAAAAAAAUCAGUGAGAAUCUGUCUCCAGAGAAAAGCAUCAGCCUGUUCCACUGUCUGAAUGAACUGAAUGAUCAUUCUCUAGUGGAGGAGAUCCAACAGUACGUGAGAUCAGGAAGUCUCUCCACAGAGAAACUCUCUCCUGCUCAAUGGUCAGCUCUGGUCUUCAUCUUACUGUCAUCAGAAAAAGAUCUGGACAUGUUUGACCUGAAGAAAUACUCUGCUUCAGAGGAGGCUCUUCUGAGGCUUCUGCCAGUGAUCAAAGCUUCCAACAAGGCUCUACUGAGUGGCUGUAACCUCACAGAGAGAAGCUGUGAAGCUCUGUCCUCAGUUCUCAGCUCCCUGUCCUCUAAUUUGAAAGAGCUGGAACUGAGUAACAACAACUUGCAGGAUGUAGGAGUGAAGCUACUGUCUGCAGGACUGGAAAGUCCAUGCUGUACAACGGAAGUUCUAAGACUGAGUGGUUGUAACCUCUCAGACAAAAGCUGUGACGUUCUGUCCUCAGUCCUAAUCUCUCAGUUCUCUAGACUGAAAGAGUUGGACUUGAGUGACAACAACCUACAAGAUUCAGGAGUCAACCUGCUGCUUGACAAUCAUAAACAGUGCAGACUGAAAUUUCUCAGGUUGACUGGAUGUGACCUCUCAAAGUUGAGCUGUUAUACUUUGUCCUCAGUUCUAAGCUCUGAGUCCUCUAGUCUUAAGGAGCUGGACCUGAGUAACAACUACCUGCAGGAUUGUGGGGUGGAGCUGCUGUCUGCUGGAUUGGAGACUCCACACUGUACACUGAAAGGUCUCAGACUGAGUUGCUGUAACCUCUCAGAGAAAAGCUGUGAAGCUUUGUCCUCAGUUUUCAGCUCCCAGUCCUCUAGACUGAGAGAGCUGGACAUGAGUAGAAACAACCUGCAGGACUCAGGAGUAAAGCUGUUGUCUGCUAAACUUGAGAAUACAUGGUGCAGACUGGAAAGUCUCAGGCUGAGUGGAUGUUAUCUCUCAAAAACAAGCUGUGACGCUCUGUCCUCAGUUCUCAGCUCCCAGUCCUCUAGUCUAAGAGAGCUCGACCUGAGUAGCAACAACCUCCGGGAUUCAGGAGUGAAGCUGCUAUCUGCUGGACUGGAGAGUCCACACUGCAUAAUACAACGUCUCAGAUUGAACGGCUGUAAACUCUCAGAGAGAAGCUGCGGAGCUCUGUCCUCAGUUCUCAGUUUCCAGUCCUCUAGUCUGAUAGAGCUUGACCUGAGUAAAAACAACCUGCUGGAUUCAGGAGUGAAGGUGCUGUCUGCUGGACUGGAGAGUCAACACUGCAGACUGGAAACUCUCAGUCUGUCAUACUGUCUGGUCACAGAGAAAGGCUGUGCUUCUCUGGCCUCAGCUCUCAGCUCCAACCCCUCCCAUCUAAGAGAGCUGGACCUGAGCUACAAUCAUCCAGGAGACUCAGGAGUGAAGCUGCUGUCGGCUGGACUGGAGGAUCCACACUGGAGACUGGACACUCUCAGGUUGGACCAUUGUGGACCACAGAGAGUGAGACCUGGUCUGAGGAAGUACGCCUGUGAACUGGAACUGGACACAAACACAGUAAAUGGAAACCUCAAACUCUCUGACAACAACAGGAAGGUGACAUGUGUGAGGGCAACACAAGCAUUUAAUCCAAACCAACGUGAUCAACCAGUUCCAAUGGACUACUGGUCUCAGCUGCUGUGUAGAAAUGGUCUGACUGGUCGCUGUUACUGGGAGGUCGAGUGGAGAGGAGAUGUUCAUAUAUCAGUGAUUUACAGAAGAAUCAGAAGGAAAAGAGUCAGUGAAGAAUGUUUGUUUGGAGGAAAUGAUCAAUCCUGGAGACUGAGCUGCUCUGAUGUUCUUGGUUACUCUGUCUGGCACAACAACAGACAAAAAUCCGUCUCCUUCCCUUCACCCUCAUCCUCCUCCCCCUCCUCCUCCUUCUCCUCCUCCUCCUCCUCCUCCUGCUCCUCCGUUUGUCACAGAGUAGCAGCGUAUGUGGACUGUCCUGCUGGUACUCUGUCCUUCUACAGCGUCUCCUAUAACAGACUGAUCCACCUCCACACCUUCAACACCACAUUCAAUCAACCUCUGUAUCCUGGGUUCAGGAUCUGUCCUGGUUCCUCAGUGUGUCUGUGUCGUCUGUAGGUCUGAGAGUCUCUGCUGUGGACAGAAACUCUGCUGACAGUUGACUGUUCACCAUGACACACACUGCUCUGUGAAGCAGAUCUGUCUUAGACUCAGACACGAAACAUUCAUUUGUCUGAUUUCAUCACUUUGAUGAUCAACAUUUCAACACUUUUGUAAAAUGAUUUUCAUUCAUUCUCAUUUUUUUUGUCUCAGUUCCUGAAUGUAAAGGAAACAUUUCUACUGGCAGCAACAUAUUUUAACUGAUUUAUUAUUGGAGUUAAAAUGUUUACAUAUUCAGUUUGUAGAUUCAGGAUUUAAUCCAUGUUGGGAUUAAAAAAUCACCUGAUUUGUAAAAAUGUAGAAAUCAGCACAAAUGUUUGAGAGAAAGUGGAAAUGAACUAAAUAUAUUUCACAUCAAACUGUACAGUUUCUAAGUAAAAUCUGAUGAUUAGUGAAAGACACAGACUCUCCUCUUCUCUCAGAAUAUAUUCUCCAUGA
Molecule: messenger RNA, 4499 nt
Organism: Seriola dumerili (greater amberjack)
Lineage: Eukaryota; Metazoa; Chordata; Actinopteri; Carangiformes; Carangidae
Product: NACHT, LRR and PYD domains-containing protein 3-like
Exons: 12
Coding region: 69-4019 (1316 amino acids)
Molecular function (GO): protein binding
Source: RefSeq, a predicted model, not a curated record